AUGAAAGACAAAACCAUGACAGACAUUCGUGAGGUUGGAGAGAGGACAGACAGUGGUGAGGUUGGAGAGAGGACAGACAGUGGUGAGGUUGGAGAGAGGACAGACAGUGGUGAGGUUGGAGACAGGACAGACCAUGAUGAGGUUGGAGACAGGACAGACAGUGGUGAAGUUGGAGAGAGGACAGACAUUGAUGAGGUUGGAGGGAGGACAGACAGGGGUGAGGUUGGAGACAGGACAGACAGUGGUGAGGUUGGAGACAGGACAGACAGUGGUGAGGUUGGAGAGAAGACAGACAAUGGUAAGGUUGAAGAGAAGACAGACAGUGGUAAGGUUGGAGGGAGGACAGACAGGGGUGAGGUUGGAGACAGGACAGACAGUGGUGAGGUUGGAGACAGGACAGACAGUGGUGAGGUUGGAGAGAAGACAGACAAUGGUGAGGUUGGAGAGAGGACAGACAAUGAUGAGGUUGGAGACAGGACAGACAGUGGUGAAAUUGGAGACAGGACAGACAGUGGUAAGGUUGGAGAGAAGACAGACAGUGGUGAGAUUGGAGACAGGACAGACAGUGGUGAGGUUGGAGAGAAGACAGACAGUGGUGAGAAUGGAGACAGGACAGACAAUGGUGAGGUUGGAGAGAGGACAGACAGUGGUGAGAUUGGAGACAGGACAGACAGUGGUGAGAUUGGAGACAGGACAGACAGUGGUGAGGUUGGAGACAGGACAGACAGUGGUGAGGUUGGAGACAGGACAGACAGUGGUGAGAUUGGAGACAGGACAGACAGUGGUGAGGUUGGAGAGAAGACAGACAUUGAUGAGGUUGGAGAGAGGACAUACAUUGAUGAGGUUGGAGAGAGGACAGACAGUGGUGAGGUUGGAGAGAAGACAGACAGUGGUGAGAUGGGAGACAGGACAGACAAUGGUGAGGUUGGAAAGAGAGAACAGACAGUGGUGAGGUUGGAGACAGGACAGACAGUGGUAAGGUUGGAGAGAAGACAGACAUUGAUGAGGUUGGAGAGAGAACAUACAUUGAUGAGGUUGGAGAGAGAACAGACAUUGAUGAGGUUGGAGAGAAGACAGACAUUGAUGAGGUUGGAGAGAGGACAGACAGUGGUUGGGGAGAGGACAGAUAUUGAUGAGGUUGGAAAGAGGACAGACAGUGGUAAGGUUGGAGAGAGGACAGACAGUGAUGAGGUUGGAGAGAGGACAGACAAUGGUGAGGUUGGAGAGAGGACAGACAUUUAUGAGGUUGGAGAGAGGACAGACAGUGGUGAGGUUGGAGAGAGGAGAGACAUUGGUAAGGUUGGAGACAGGACAGACAGUGGUAAGGUUGGAGACAGGACAGACAGUGGUAAGGUUGGAGAGAGGACACAGUGUGGUGAGGUAGGAGAGAGGACAGACAGUGAUGAGGUUGGAGAGAGGACACAGUGGACAGACAGUGGUGAGGAUGGAGACAGGACAGACAGUGAUGAGGUUGGAGACAGGACAGACAGUGGUGAGGUUGAAGAGAAGACAGACAGUGGUAAGGUUGGAGGGAGGACAGACAGGGGUGAGGUUGGAGACAGGACAGACAGUGGUGAGGUUGGAGACAGGACAGACAGUGGUGAGGUUGGAGAGAAGACAGACAAUGGUGAGGUUGGAGAGAGGACAGACAAUGAUGAGGUUGGAGACAGGACAGACAGUGGUGAGAUUGGAGACAGGACAGACAGUGGUAAGGUUGGAGAGAAGACAGACAGUGGUGAGAUUGGAGACAGGACAGACAGUGGUGAGGUUGGAGAGAAGACAGACAGUGGUGAGAAUGGAGACAGGACAGACAAUGGUGAGGUUGGAGAGAGGACAGACAGUGGUGAGAUUGGAGACAGGACAGACAGUGGUGAGGUUGGAGACAGGACAGACAGUGGUGAGGUUGGAGACAGGACAGACAGUGGUGAGAUUGGAGACAGGACAGACAGUGGUGAGGUUGGAGAGAAGACAGACAUUGAUGAGGUUGGAGAGAGGACAUACAUUGAUGAGGUUGGAGAGAGGACAGACAGUGGUGAGGUUGGAGAGAAGACAGACAGUGGUGAGAUGGGAGACAGGACAGACAAUGGUGAGGUUGGAAAGAGAGAACAGACAGUGGUGAGGUUGGAGACAGGACAGACAGUGGUAAGGUUGGAGAGAAGACAGACAUUGAUGAGGUUGGAGAGAGAACAUACAUUGAUGAGGUUGGAGAGAGAACAGACAUUGAUGAGGUUGGAGAGAAGACAGACAUUGAUGAGGUUGGAGAGAGGACAGACAGUGGUUGGGGAGAGGACAGAUAUUGAUGAGGUUGGAGAGAGGACAGACAGUGGUAAGGUUGGAGAGAGGACAGACAGUGAUGAGGUUGGAGAGAGGACAGACAAUGGUGAGGUUGGAGAGAGGACAGACAGUGGUGAGGUUGGAGAGAGGAGAGACAUUGGUAAGGUUGGAGACAGGACAGACAGUGGUAAGGUUGGAGACAGGACAGACAGUGGUAAGGUUGGAGAGAGGACACAGUGGUGA
Messenger RNA from Pecten maximus, 2517 nucleotides. Its product is annotated as collagen alpha-1(VII) chain-like. Lineage: Eukaryota; Metazoa; Mollusca; Bivalvia; Pectinida; Pectinidae. The record is from RefSeq and is a predicted model, not a curated record. The transcript is spliced from 6 exons. Bases 1 to 2517 code for a protein of 838 amino acids.